This is a messenger RNA of Dichomitus squalens LYAD-421 SS1, 1269 nucleotides long. RefSeq names its product Metallo-hydrolase/oxidoreductase. NCBI's taxonomy places the organism in Eukaryota, Fungi, Basidiomycota, Agaricomycetes, Polyporales, Polyporaceae. The record is from RefSeq and is a predicted model, not a curated record. Bases 1 to 1158 code for a protein of 385 amino acids. The transcript has 3 exons. Gene Ontology annotation, cellular component: nucleus. Gene Ontology annotation, molecular function: 3'-tRNA processing endoribonuclease activity. Gene Ontology annotation, biological process: tRNA processing.
AUGAGCACUCUAUCCUCAGUGAACAUCACCAUCCUCGGCAGCGCGUCUGCCCAACCCUCAUCUACUCGGAACCACUCUGCGCUGGCUCUGCGCUUGGACGGAGAUGUCUGGCUCUUCGACUGCGGCGAGGCGACCCAGCACCAGAUCCAGAAGAGCUCCGUGAAGAUAGGCAAGGUGCAGAAGAUCUUCAUCACCCACACACACGGCGACCACAUCUUCGGCCUGCUCCCGGUGCUCGCGAUGCGCCUGAACGGCGCGGGAGGCACGGUCGACAGCGAAGACCCGCGCGCAACGACCGCGCCCUCGGAGGAUGUCCCACCUCUGGAAAUCUACGGCCCCCUGGGCACGCGCGCAUACGUCCGCACCGGCCUCACGUACACGCACACCCUCCUCGGCGCGCCCUACGUCGUGCACGAGCUCCGCCUGCCCACCGACCCCGCGGACGGCGACCACACCGCCCUGCCCCCGCACCCGCACGAGCGCCCCGGGCGCGACAUCCUACAGGCCGCAGACCGGACGUGGCCCGCGAUCUUCGCGGGCGCGCUCGUCAGCGUGUCCGCCGCCCCGAUCCUGCACUCCGUCCCGUGCGUGGGGUACGUCGUCGCCGAGCGGCCCGUCCCGGGCAAGAUGGACCCCGCGCGGUACCUCCCGGACCUCAAGCGGACGGGCACGCCCAUGUCCGCGAUGCGCAGGCUGCAGCAGGGCGAGAGCGUCGCGCUUGCGGACGGGACGGUGCUGCGCGGGCCUGCGCGCAAGCCGGGGCGGAAGAUCGUGAUACUGGGGGACACGCACGACCCGUCGCCGAUCGCGGGGCUCGCGGCGGACGCGUGUGUGCUCGUGCACGAGGCGACGAACGCGCACCUGCCCGGGGUGGACCCGGACACGAAGGCGGGGGAGACGUACGAGAGCGUGGAGGCGCGCGCGAGGUCGAGGGGGCACUCGACGCCGCAGAUGGCGGGGGCGUUUGCGAGAAGGGUGCGGGCGCGGAAGCUGGUGCUCAAUCACUUUUCGGCGAGGUAUGCGGGGAACGACGACGUGGACGAGGAGGCGAGGAGGGUUAUGGGUGCGAUACGGGAGCUUGCGGAGAGCACGUACGGAGGGGAAGUUGUCUGUGCAAGGGACUUAAUGAGCUUUGACGUCGGGCCUAGGAAGGAGUGACCGAGAGAGCGAUAGCAAUACAGAAAGCCCAUGUGUAUGUACAGUAGCGGAACAACGACAAUGUUGUAUAGAUCAGCGACUAGUCAUCUGGUGGCUCCGAGAGCUCGCUGC